Molecule: messenger RNA, 10820 nt
Organism: Nothobranchius furzeri (turquoise killifish)
Lineage: Eukaryota; Metazoa; Chordata; Actinopteri; Cyprinodontiformes; Nothobranchiidae
Gene: nckap5l
Product: NCK-associated protein 5-like
Biological process (GO): microtubule bundle formation; microtubule depolymerization
Cellular component (GO): microtubule plus-end
Source: RefSeq, a predicted model, not a curated record
UGGAAAUAUGGUCACCCUAUAUUAAACAAACUGUCCACCCGGGCUUUUGCGCUGCACAGGGGCGCUUCGCUGUCUAUGACUUUGAACGUCAGUUGAGAGUCAGUCUCAUGCAGACUGACCAAUGAAGAGAGGGCCUCAAGUUAAGACCCUCUCCUCAUUGGUCAGUCCACACAAGGUGGGUCAAAGGUUAUCCUGAGCGGGUUACGUGAUGUCAGGCAUUCAAGCAUUGAGUAUAUUUACUGCAUAUUACAGUAACAUAUUCUGUAUGUGACCAUAUUAUGGUGAUCCUUGGGUCGUGAUGAUGGGGCCCUUGAAUAUUGUUGCCCAGGGUACAACGAAGUGUUAAUCUGGCCCUGACCUGAACUGUGAUGUGUACUCAGAAAUGGCUCGGUAGAGUCGCUGGGCAGGACUUGUGGUCAACUCAGUAGGACGUCGUCGUCGUCAACCAACCAGCAUUUGUAAAACUGGAAGAGUUGCUAGUGAAGCAGUAUAGAAGGAAAGAAAAGAAGCAACAUUGUCUCUAAAAUUGGUUUCUAAACUCCAGAUGCAGAAAAUAUAGAGAAAAUAUGCCAUUACUCCACAAAUAACUCAAGCCUGGAGGAGUUCUGUGUGGUGGAGUUGCUAAUGCUAAUGGUUAGCUUCUGCUAGUUGAAACAUUCUCUGCUGUUUCCUGACGGUAAACCAGCGACAGCCUCCUUGUUGGGAGGAAGAUGGGCGAGUCCGUGAAAGUUCAGGGACAGUGUGAGGAAGAUCUGCCAGGCUUUUCUAAUCCUACAGUUUCACCGUCUAUUUUCUAUCAAAAGCUAGCGCAGGCAGGGCUGUCAUCUCUCACGCACUGAGCACGACACACACGGAUUUGACCCUUUUUCCCCCGCUCUCACGGUAAGCUCACAGUGUUGUAAAACAGUCCAGUGGUUUGUCUGUUUUUUACUUCAGGACAUCAGUAGACCCUCACACGUUAAAUAUUAGUGCAAGAAGCUGAAAUUCCAGAAAGACAGAAACAUCUAAAAAGGUUCAUAAAGAAAUAAACACGUAAGGAGGUCAAACACCCAACAACAUGAGCUGUAGAGAGCAGCUUUAUCAUUUAGGUCAACAUAAAACACCCUACAUGUAUGAGACGACGGAUAAACCCCAGACCAGCCAGCCAGAGGCUUCUGCAGAGGAGCAUUGACCAGCGAGCUCCUAAUUGGGUCGGUUUGGUUCAUGGUUUGAUUGCUUCAAUCAAUAAUGUUAACAGAUUUUUAUGCAAAUUACUUCACUCUAAAUAAAUAAGCCCUCAUAGUUCAAUAAAGUCCAAGUAAAACAAGAAAGUUUAGUGAAAAAAUACAUAUAUAUAGUCAUUGGUCCAAACAACAAGUAAAACAUCAUUAGAAAACCACAGAGAUGCACUGGUUUUGACUGCAGAUAGUUAUUUUUAAUCUGCUGAUACUGAAAUGUCGUCUGGAUUAUAAUUAACAACAUGCCCGUUUAAAACUUAUGGUCUACUUGAAAAUUAUUAUCCUAGAAGUGAAAAGCUCGAUAGCAAUGGUGAGUUCAGGGACUCAAAAAGAAAGUCAGAUAUUUGAGUUUUGAAUAGGCUGUUUACAGAACCGGUGAUGCUGAUUCUGAUCACCAGCUCUGCCGGUGGGACAGUUGAUAGAAAUGUUAUGUUUGUUUCAAGCAGUUUUUUUUGUUUGUUUUUUUAAAGCUAUAAGAAGUCCUGAACUUCCUGCUGUAGCUCCGGUGGACUGCACUGGAGGACUGAACCGGAUCAUGAAUCAUUUGGGUUUUUUCUAGUUCUAUCAGAUCCAGUUUCAGACCCAGGAGCUGGGCUUCCUGUGUGAAUCUGGGCUGGUUCCAGUCUCUCCAGCCAGGAUGUUCUGAGAUGGGCCUGAUCUGUCAUCUGGGUGCCUCGGGGUUCCGACUAUAGGAAGUGAUGGGUUGAUUCAGGUCAGGUCUGUCUGUCUGUCUGCCUGUCUCCUUUGGGUCAAAUAAAAAAAAAUCCACUUUCAGAUGGUAUGGAUCUGCUGCUAAACAUUUGUGAGGCUGGUGUGUUUAUCAGAGUGGAAUUCCAGCUCAUUUAAAACCACUCCAUAUCUGAGAGUCCUUCUGAUUGUUUCUGGUCCGGACUCUAUGUUUUUGUUUUUCUCCUGCUGUUGUGGCUCCGAGUCAUCUCAUUAUCAGACUCAGUUUAGUUUGGUAUGUCUGGAGUGCAAGAAUGAUGUGGCUCCAUCAGCGAGGACAGCCGAUGAGUCAGACGGUGUGAAAACCUGGGGAGAUAAAUUGCUGUGAGACGCUGGGCUGUGAAACGAUAACAGACCUCUGAUCCACUCCUUCUCUAGAACCAACAUCAGAGGAUGAAACCAUCAAAACCAGGCUGUUUAAUGUGUGCACCUAGUGCCCAGGUGAACUGGAUCAGAAAGUAUUUAGAAUUGGCCCAAUCAAUGAUCAAAGACUCAAACGGUAUUCUGUUUAAAACAAACAAACAAAAAUUUAAAUAUCACAGCAACUUAAAAUGAAGCUAAGGAAUCCGAUUAUUAUAGUGGGGUCUGUGAACUCACCAUCACCACGCACCAUUUCACACCAGCAAUGACAGACCUCUCAUGUGAAAACCGUUAGUUAGAAUCACAAGUUUUGAGUUAAUCAGAACAUUUUCCCAAAAGAACAAUCAGUUAUCUCAGGCUGAGAACAACAAAAGUUUCAGAUACUUUUUUAGGAAGUUGUUUAUUUAUUGUUGUUGUCUGGUAAUGUUUUUGUUUGUUUAGCUUCCUGUUGUUUGAAUAAUUAAAAUGCUCAAGUAAAGGGCUCAAAGGCAUAAUCAGAGAGAGUGUGUGGAGUUCAGGAAGUCGCCUGUGUGUUCAUCAGUCUAUUCUCUCACUUUUUGACCUCCCUAACAGCCAUUUGAGACUAAACCUGCAUCGCAGAGCCAUUUGCAUGGAGAGAUUUUGUUUUGAACAACCACUAAUCUUGUUCGUAUUCCAGCAUGGUCAACUGGUGUUUUAAGGAUCAUCAGAGCAAGUAAAAAUGGCAGAGCAAAGGCAAAACACAUAGGCAGUGUAUAGUAAUGUGCCAAAACAUACACCUUAGGUGUUUUAAAUCUUCCCCCCACUCAGCAGGAUCGUUAUUUAUGUCUAUUUUCACAAAUUGAAACUCAUAUUUUUAUGCGUAAGUACUUCCUGUUUGAACAUCCGGGCACCCGUAGCAGCUCUCCUCUGCUUUUAUUGUAGCAAUGUUGUCUAUGGUUUCUUCAUUUGACCAAUCAGUCAAAUAGAAAAUGAUGUUAACUCAUUCGCUACCAGCCAUUUCCUGAUCGGUAAAGCCCUUCGCUGCCAGCGUUUCUCACUGGUUUUACUGUUUUUUUAAGAGUCACAAAACGUUGUGCUCUAGGAUGAUGUCGACGCCAAAACAAAGCGGAGACUCACCUCUUACAUCAGGAAGAAUCUGCGCGUUUCAAGCAUUAUCCGUUCUUUCAUAAUCCGUUGUUGAAUUGUGAUUGGCAGAAGCUUUUCUGGUUCGCACCUCACUUUUUUUACGUUUAUGUUUAUGUUUAUUCAUUUCGCAGAUGCUUUUAUCCAAAGCGACUUUAUCCAAAGCGACUUACAAUUUAUAACCUGUAGGGCAUGUUGUGAUCUGUGGGGGAAACCGGAGUACCCGGAGGAAACCCACGCAUGCAUGGGGAGAACACGCAACUCCACGCAGAAAGGCCGCAGCCAAGCCGAGUUUCGAACCUGCAACCUUCGUGCUGCGAGGCAACAGUGCUAACCACUGCGCCACCAUGCAGCCCAAAACCAUGCAGCAGCGGCCCAAAACGAUCUCCUAACACAUGGAUUUUCUGCUUCCUGAUCACGUGAUGUGUGACGUACGCAGAUGAAGAUCGGCUUUAGAGCUGGGAUGUUUGUUCUCACAGUGCAGGGGCUCGUUCCGAUGCCCACUCAGUAAAAAAAAUGCAAAUGACGAAUUUAGUCGUCAAUGGCAGUGAAUGAGUUCAUCGUAGUCCACACCAGCUUUAAUUAAAUGUUACAAAUUAGCCCAAAGGACAUUUCUAUGGUUUAUUUGUGAUGGAGGUAAAUUUGGUCUCAUAAUUAAUCAUAAAUUGUAUUCACCACUAAACAGCAACACUCAGUAGGUCAGUGGCAGACCCUUAAAGUAGGAACUGUUUUAAGCUUUGCAGAAUCAGCAAACCUCUUUAAGAAAAACAACGCCGGUUAGUGAUGAAAUGAAUAUUUCUGAAGGUAUUUAUUAAAAAUCUUCCACCUUUUAAGGGUAAUGUUAGGACACCUUUGUUGAAUGGUCAUAUUACGGCCUGGUGUGCCUCUCGUUUUGGUGAGCUUCACGGCAGCGUUCUUGAUGUGCGUUCAUAUCACGAGGAGUCAAAAGGUGAAAUAAAUGUGGUGUUUUUGUUGUUUACCCCAAGUGGGCAUCCCUAGUUAGUGUUACAUCCCAAUUUUGUAAAUGUUGAGUUUUGUUUCAAUUGUGCAGGAAGAGCAGCAGUGAAUUUAUUUCCAUGGGCCCAAAAAGUGUUUCCUAUCAGACAGAAUCUGUCCACCAUUUUCUGGCUCUUGCAACCAAGCACUUUUGGUGAAGAAUUAUAAUAAUGAAAAAUUCUAAUAAUUACAACAGGUUUCCCUGCCUACGGCUUGGACAACGGUGCAGCCAACAUUCCCGUUUGUACCAGCGUGGGUCAAAACUCAGCCCAGAUCGGAUGCAGCAACAAUUUGAAGUCUUACGUUUGGUUAUUGUUUAAAAAUAACUCGGCUUUUGUUCUUUUCUACCUUUUUAUCACCUAGUGCCCAAAAGUAAAAGAUGAGCGAUAAGGUUUUUGCCUGUGUUUGUAUUUAUUUGAAGAGCAGACCCUUGCAAAGGAUGCAGUUUUAAAGCAGUCAGCUAUCUUGAAAUGCACGUUUUUGAAUUGUGGUAGGAAAUAGAGAUCGCACGACCUUGUUCUUUUCUUUUGCUGAUACUGAUGCCAAUAUAUUGGAGACAUGGUCAGCUGAUGGCCAGUGUGUACUGCCAAUUUUUAUGGGCCAGUUUUAUGGCCAAUAUCCAAACAUUUUCCUUAUUUUCAUGCUAGAAUUUCACUAAUAACAUCAGUUGAUGCACAAAAUUUCUGAAACAAUUUUUGAAUUUUGACUUUAACUGUUAAAUAUUACCUUUGUGCACUGCUCAGUGUUAAAGUCAGACACCUAAAUAAAGUUAAUUUAGAUUAUUUACUGUGCAGAUGUUAUCAGUGAACAUAAAAAUACAUUAGAAUAAAAUUCUGCAACAGCACCGGGCUGCCCGAGGAUGUGCCUGACUUUAAAUUAGCUUUACUAAGGACAAAUAUCGGUCGAUACCCAUGUAUAAAAAACUUAAAAAAUAUCGGCCUGAUUUAUCAGCCAACCAAAAUAUCGGUCUACCCCAAGUAGGAAAUCUUUUACUUAGGAAAAAAAACAACAACUCAUGACUGCAUGGGGAGAACAUGCUAACUGUGCAGGAAAUCUGUAGCAACCUUCUUGUUGCAAGGCGACAGCGCUGCCAAAUGCUCCACCAUGCAGUGGUAUAUCAUCUGGACAGGUCUUAAUGAAACAUCUGGACACAACCCAGUCAUGUUUUACAGAUGUUGACCUAAAACUUGAUGUGUUAUUCUCUUGAGUAUGAGCGAAUCAGACAGGUUUAGUUUAAACCUCAGGAAUGAGAGGUGGAGUGUGAUGAGCAUUCCUUCAGGGAACACCAGGAAUUUAAUUUAUCUCGUAAGUUUUGUACUAUUCUGAGGAUCAAGCUGUUUGUAAUGGGCCUCCUGUUUUGCAUAAUUCCUAAUUUCCAAUAAUAUUUGCUGCAGCCAGGCGGCUCUCAUGUGCACCUCUGACCAACAGGACUGAGAAGGACAAUCCUCUUAGCUCAGAGCCUGUUUUCCAUCUAGGACACUGAAUGGCUGCAUGCAGAACUCCGGUCGGAUAUCCCCUCUCUGGUACAGCUCUUUGUCUGCUGCAUGUUAGGGUCUCUUUGAAACAUCCCCCAUCUAGUCCCUUUUUACAGCUUCCAGCCAGCAGCUGCAGGGUUAAUAUUUAGCAGCAGCACAGGCAGAGAGGCAGGAGUUGUAGGAGGAGGAAGAGGAUAAGGAGGGGAGUAGCAGAGUGGUGGGGGGCUGGUCCACAGCUGUUGUAGUAGGCAGGGUCUAUGGGUAGGAAGGCUGCCUCACUCGUCCUGGAACAAUGGGAGACAUGGCAGCCUCUGCAGACAGCGCGCACACACACACACACUCAAGGGUAGGCCUGUAGUAGCUGCAGCAUAGAGGAAACCGGCUUCCUCACCACGUUCGCAAAGUCACCGCACUUUUACCAGCAGGGAAAUCUUCUCUGCAGCCCAGAAACAGGAAUGUAAAGCCUGGCUUUUCCCUCUCCUGGUGCCUUAUGUGUCACUCAGCUAGGAGGACAUCAGACCAUCUGACUGGAUGAAUGAAAAAGCAGCAGGAGAAAGAUCAGUGAUGAUGAUGACGAAGAUGAUGCUGGAGGACAGAGGUGCCUAAUGAAAGACUGACUCCGCUUGAAGAAGCAUAACAAGAGCUCAACCCACAGAUGAGAAUAAUGUCUGAUGAGACAGAACACAGAAUGUGCCAGGGGGGUUUUGGCUCCGAAGAGGAAGGUGAGGAAGCAGACGUGGAGUCUUUCCUGGAGGACAACAGCAGCGAGCUCAUGGACCGCCUAAGGGAGCUGGAGGCAGAGAAUUCAGCUCUGAUGUUGGCAAAUGAGAGUCAGAGAGAAGCUUAUGAAAGAUGCUUGGAUGAGGUGGCUAACCAUGUGGUCCAGGCUCUGCUGAACCAGAAGGAUUUGAGGGAGGAGUGCAUCAAGCUGAAGAUGCUGGUGUUUGACCUGGAGAGACAGAACCGAUCCCUUUGUGAGCUUUUUCAGCAGAAGCUUCCGAGCCACCCCGCUGCCCACUACCAGGUCCAUACAGGACCCCUCCCAAACUACAAUUCACAGCCACACAAUGACUUGGCCAAGCAGGUGGAGCCAGCGCAGACUGAAGCACAAGCCAAGGGAAGCGGCAGCCACACACAGCAUGCCUCCCCAGGUCCUCAUGGUCCUGCUGCCUCCAUGGAGGCCCUGUCUCCUUUCUUCAAGAAGAAAGCUCACAUCCUGGAAGUCCUUCGUAAAAUGGAGGAGACAGACCCCCUGAAGUUUCACCCAUCAACCACAACCUUGUCUUUCUGUGACUACAGCCAGGUGCUGAUGUCUGCGGAGGCUGUGCUGGCCACUGCAGACUCUCUCCCUCACCAGUGCAAAUCCCACCACACACACUGUCACUGCUCCUGCUCAGACACGGACACACACCAGCAGGUUAAUGGCGACGGGGUUGCCAAGUGUGAGACAGGGAACACUUGCUGUUUACGCUGCAAAAAGAGCCCAGACAGUCCUCCAAAGCCAUGCAACCACAUCUGUAGUCCUCUCAAGGCCAGUCCCACUACCCAGAGCCAUGUUCCUGCAGCUUCCACGAGCAAAUGUCACAGUAAGACAAGAGCAGGAGACUCUGUACCUCCAGCCAAAUCAUGCAGUGAAGUCCAUCAGCAACCAGUAGGUGCUACUGGCCACUCAACUGUCCAUCAGAGCCUGGAGGUGGGGGCAGUGGAGCAGGUUGAGCCUGAGAGUUCCCUAAAAGCAGUUGACCCUGAGGAACUCACUGGCUUCUGCGCCACCUCCCAUCUGCCCAAUUCUGCGGAUGAGAGUGGGCAGAUCGCACACUGUGACAUGGAUACGGGAGAUGCCGUUCAUAAUGGGUUGGCACACUCUUCCAGCGCUACGUUGAAUGAUCCCUCUGCUGAUCCAGAGCCAGAUAGUGCAGACCAGGAGGGCUCCUCGGUACGAGCCACUGCCUCUGUUAGCCCCAGCCCAUCUUGCCUCAGCGAUGUCAAAGCUGCUGCCAUCAACUCUCCAUCCAAACUUCUCAAGUUCUUGAAGAUUCCGACAAUAGGAGAGAAGCCCCAGGCUUCAACCUCAGCUGUCCGUCUUAGCCCGCAGCUCACCCGCAACUCCAGAAUUCCCUGUCGCACCAACAACUACGAGGUGUACCACUCCCCUGUCCCCACGCGCAGAGCCACCACCACAGAGAGGUGCAGGCAGCCCCCUCCCCCACCUUCCAGGUCUGAGUCCUACCCUGCCACACACUCAGCACCAACUUCCCCUCCACAGCCUGAAGACGUCUGCUCUCCACCUGCUAAGGAGAAAAGCUACAGCAGCCUCUCGGCACCAAAAACCAGUGCUAGCUCAAAGCUAGGGGCGCCCUCUGCCUCCUGUUUGAGCUCACCCAAAGCUCCUCAAUCUGUCCCUCAUUAUGAAAAUGUGUCAGACAUGUCCAGCUCGAGGGAACAGGACCACAUCCAGAGUCCGGAGAAAAGAAGUAUGGUGCCAGCUCAAGCAAAGGGAAAUGUUGGCGAGAGGAAGCUUGUUAAGUCUUUACCAGAAAGUGUCCUGAAUCCAUCUCCUCAGCAAAAACAGUCAUCUUCAUCGGCCUCCGAGUCAACCUCAGAUGAGGAGGAGGAUUCUGACAGCCCUGUGUGGGUUAAUCAUCACAGCCUGUCCAACUCUGCAGCCAUCAACAAAGCUCAGAGCAAAGCUAACUACUCAGUAGUCAGAGAGAAACCAGAGCCAGACUCGAGGGGAGUCAGCACUCCAAGCUCUGAGGUCUCCCAGCCUCAGCCUCCACCUCUAGUCCGGAGGACCGACUUAUCAUCCAUCCCCAAGAGGCCUACAGCUGGGUCAGGAAGAUCCCAGGCUGACUCCAGUCACCACGCCUUCAAAGACAGGCUGGCAGCACUGGGCAAGCUGAGGAGCUCCGAGGAUUUACAAGUCAGUCUCAGACCCGCUGACACCCUGAAUGAGGACUGCGAUGGAGAGGACAGGAGCAAGACAGCAGAGAGGGGCUCGGAGAGCCAUAAAGAGGAGCAGAGACAUUCUAAAUACACAGACUCUUUGGAUGGGAAACCCAAAGGGAACAACGUGGGUCUGAAAUAUCCGGGGUUGUCUCAGGGGUAUGAGCAGACGGUCAAGCCUUCGUCCUCUGGGCCACCUAUGGUGAAACAAGAACUAAGUAUGGCCAAGCCUGAGGGCUCUAAGAGCAAAAUCGGUUUGCCAUCCCCCAACGUAGAUGCUCCACAGGUACUACGCAACAACAUUAAGUGUCCUGGCUCUCUGAACCUGCCCUGUAAUGUUAAAACUGGUCCACAGAAUAGCAACAGCCCCAACAGAAUCCCACCAAAGUCUCCAUCCAAACCCUGUCAAGGCCCUUCUGUCCACAGUCGGGGAAAGCCUUCGGAGGGUCCUCGGUACUCGUCCAAAUCAGAAGAGAGGACCAAGAUCAGCAGGAAAGGGAAAAAGAACCCUACGUAUGGAGACAGCCUCCCACCUCCUCCUCCGAGGCCUCCCACCUCUGAGGGGGAGAAACCUUCACAACCGGGUCCUUGUCCUCAGUCUGCCAUUGAACAGAAAGUGAUGAAGGGAAUUGAGGAGAACAUGCUGAAGCUACAGGAGCAGGACAAAGGAGGGCAAGGGAGCGAGGUGAAGCAGAAAGCCUCAAACGGCAUAGCCAGCUGGUUUGGCCUGAAGAAGAGUAAGCUGCCAGCGCUGAGCCGCAAGACCGAAGCCAGCAAAGCUAAGGACGAGAAGAAGGAGUGGAAGAUAAACAUCCCCUCGGUUAGCAGGGACUCUGUGAAAAUGGCCACUAGAUGUAAAGAAGGUGUGGAAGGUCUGAACAUCUCGACUCUGAUGGAGAAGGCAGAGGGCCUGAGGAGAGCCCUGGAGGAGGAGAGGGCCUACGUGGAGAGGUCAGGAAGGGGUCACUCCUGUGAGGUGGUGAUGGACCAAGCUCAGGGACAGCUAGCUGUCAUGUACAGAGGAGCACGCUCCGAUAACUUCAUGCAACAGCUACUUAACAGAGUGGAUGGAAAGGACGUGAUCAGCCUGCCGCAGCGCCGGCUCUCGUUCGACUGUAAAACCUCCAGACCACUUUUCACUCAGCAGGGCAUCAUCAGCCACACCACCAGCCAUGAAGACAUGGAGAAGGGUUCAGAAAGAAUCAGCAAGAUCACUUCAGACGAAAACCUGGCAGAUUCAGUUCACUCUCAGCACUUUGCAGGUUCCGGUGCUUCCACGUACACCCUGGACAGCGGCAUUGGCACAUUCCCUCUCCCUGAUUGCAGCAGCGGUGCGACUGGAAGGGGUCCGUCCAAACCCAGAGCUGGGGCUGAGCACCACUUCUCUGAAUCUCCAGGGAGGGCUGGACGGCGGGCCCGGACUCUGGACCGGGAGCUGACCUCACAAGAAGAGUGUUUCACACCACACAAACAGCUGAUUCCCACCAUCCAGUACUGCUCCGUCCUGGAGGGGAGAAGCUCAGCUGGAGUCAUCCAUGAAGACAAAGAGGCCCAUGGAGCCAACAUCUUCUCUCCUCGCUCUAAGACCUGGACGUUCCCCAACCUGAAGGCUCCUGCUGGACCUGCAGAGGUGUACCUGGCAGUGGAGGAGGAAGAGGAGGACACUGUAGCUUUUGGCUCACCCUUCAGAGCAAACUUGAAGGCCGGCGGCCCGUCCUCCAGCCGAGUGGUGGAUCCGGGAAGCCUGCCCAUCCCGGCCCAGUCUGGAAUGAGCCGCAGGGGGAAAAUACGCGCCCCCAGCGUGCCCGAGAUGAGCCGAGAGGCGGGGCUGGAGCUCCUCAGGGAGCGGCCAGAGGAGGCUCUCUCCCCAAGUCGCCCUCAGGUCCUGGAGACCCCCGAGUCUCUGAGCGACUCUCUGUAUGACAGUCUGUCAUCCUGCGGCAGCCAGGGAUGAUGUAGCCUAGGGAGGGGUGGACCAAAGAGCCUCGGGGGGGGG